Baudoinia panamericana UAMH 10762 is the source of this 1638-nucleotide messenger RNA. RefSeq lists its product as uncharacterized. The transcript is spliced from 5 exons. Gene Ontology annotation, cellular component: membrane. The record is from RefSeq and is a predicted model, not a curated record. Gene Ontology annotation, biological process: carbohydrate transport; transmembrane transport. Lineage: Eukaryota; Fungi; Ascomycota; Dothideomycetes; Mycosphaerellales; Teratosphaeriaceae. Gene Ontology annotation, molecular function: carbohydrate:proton symporter activity. The coding region runs from base 1 to 1638 and encodes 545 amino acids.
AUGUCUUUCGGAGAUCCUAAGUUGGCGUCCAACACUAUCGAGAAGAUCUCCGAUACGAAUGGCGAGCCUGUCGAGCUGAGAACCAUCACCGGCAGCACCGGUUUCAAUGAAGCUCUCAUCAAAGAGCCCGUCAGUCUGGCCAACGCAACUACUAUCAAGCUGAUGCUGUGCCUCCUGUUGGGAUGCUUUUGUCAGACCAUGAACGGCUACGACGGCUCGCUCUUCGGUGGCCUUACGUCGAACAAGACCUUCCUCUCCUUCUUCCACGGUACCAACAACGGCGAAUGGGCAGCGUUCAACUCCGCCAUGUACCAAAUCGGUGGCGUGUGUGCUCUGCCAUUCGUUGGUCCGCUCGUUGACACUUGGGGUCGAAAGGUGGGCAUGUCUAUUGGCGCCUGGUUGAUCAUCCUUGGCACCAUCAUCAACGGCACGACCCUCUACGAUGCCGAUGUCGGUCAGCUCAAAGGUGGUCGCUUCCUUCUAGGCUUCGGCGUAUCGAUCGUCUCGGCGGCCGGUCCUAUCUACGUUGUCGAGACCGCCCAUCCCGCUUGGCGCGGUGUGCUCACAGCCUAUUGCAAUACUUUCUGGUUUACCGGCUCCAUCCUCGCCAGUGGUGCUGUACGCGGUGGCUUAAACCUGGUUGGAAAUAUGUCGUGGCAGAUCCCCGUCUGGCUUCAGAUGGUCUUCCCCGGUAUCAUUGCGCUGUUCGUUUGGCUCAUUCCCGAAAGUCCAAGAUGGCUCUUUGUCCACAACAAGCGGGAAGCCGCAAAGGAUACCUUGAUUAAGUGGCAUGGACAGGGCAACGUAGACUCUGCCUGGGUCAGGUUGCAGCUUGCGGAGUACGAAGAGUUUCUCAACACAGAUGGCGCGGACAAACGCUUCUGGGACUACCGUGCGCUUUUCCGGAACCGUGCGAGCCGCUACCGCAUCGCAUGCAACGUCAUCUUCUCCAUUUUCGCGCAGUGGGCUGGCAAUGGUGUUUUGACUUACUUCCUGCCGGCAGUGCUCACCGUCGCUGGUUAUUCCGACAGCAUUACCCAGGCCAACAUCAACUUGGCCUAUGCUUGCUUCCAAUUCUUCUUCGCUCUGGUCGGUGCAGCCUUCGUGGAGAGGCUGGGACGACGGAAGCUCAUGCUGUUCAGCAUGGGAGCAUGUUGUCUGGUCUGGGUCGGCAUGACGGUGGCUUCCGGCCUGUUUGCUCAAUCUGACCAGACGAACUCCUCCGCUGCAAAAGCAACGGUCGCUAUGAUCUUCAUCUUCGGCGCCUGCUUCUCAAUUGGCAUUACCCCUCUCCAGGCGCUGUACCCUGUGGAGGUCCUGUCAUUCGAGAUGCGUGCCAAGGGCAUGGCCUUCAGCAGUCUGGCAGUCAACGCGGGUGGUCUUCUCAACCAGUUUGCUUGGCCGAUCUCUCUCGCUCGCAUUGGAUGGCACACUUACAUUAUUUUCAUCGUUUGGGACGCCAUACAAUGGCUAGUGUUUUAUUUCAUCAUGCCGGAGACGCGCCGACGUACACUUGAAGAGCUGGACGAGAUCUUCAACUCUAAGCGCCCGGUGAAGACAUCCCUAGUGCCUCGGAAGGUGGAAGUCGACACUGCAGGUUCGAUUAUUGCGGCAGAGCCAUUGGAGGCGAAGGUCUGA